AUGUCCUUUUUUGAUACGCUUCGAAAUACAGCGAACUCGGUAAAGGAGAAGUUUGCAGAUAACUCUUCGCCGAAAUUAACAAGAGAUGAGAGGUUUAGACUAGACUAUAAGUUGCCCAGUACUGAAUAUAUAUUAGAUGAUACCAGUGCAGAGAUCUCUAUGUUGAGUCCGUAUAAAAAUGUGAAUCGUAAAUCAGCAACGUCAAGGGAAAAGCCAGUUGAAAAUACAUAUGUUUAUUCGGGGAGACUAUUUUUAACUCCGCAUUUCCUAGUCUUUAGGGAUUCAUUUGACCACAUGAGCUGCGUUAUGGUCUUGAAUAUAUCUACCAUUAAAAGGGUUGAGCGUGCUAAUAUAGCUUCUUACGCUUUUUCUUUGCAAGUGACGUUGCUUUCUGGAGCUCGAUUGAUAAUUCAAUUUAUCGGAUUAAGGUACAGGUCGGAAGAGUUCUCACAUAAGCUCAAAAUGCAAUUGAGAGAUAAUAUACCACAGACGAAGAACAUGCCAGCAUUCUUAGGCACGCUAUAUUCAGAAUAUAUCAUUGAAAAAAACAUAGAUAAGAACCGUGAGUUGCAACCACCGUCACUAGGAUUGGGACAAAUAUAUAAAUACCCUGGUGAUCCAGCACUUCAAAAGGAAAAGGCUAAAUUAAGGCUAUGGUUUGAGUAUUUCAAAUCCAACGGUAUGAAUCUCUCGCUCUUGAGGCAUCCAGCUUUUUAUAAAUUGAUAAGAGUUGGAAUACCUAAUAGAUUAAGGGGAGAGAUAUGGGAACUAUGUUCUGGUUCAAUGUACGAAAGGUUCAUGAAUAAGGAUUUGUACCAAAAACUUCUGGAAGACCAUAAGGGAGAAAACUCACAGGCCAUUGAAGAAAUCGAAAAGGACUUGAACAGGUCUUUGCCUGAUUAUGCAGCAUAUCAAGAUCCAGAAGGUAUAGACAAAUUGAGAAAUGUUCUUGUAGCAUAUUCUUGGAAAAAUCCGGACGUCGGAUACUGCCAAGCAAUGAAUAUUGUUGUCGCUGUCUUGUUGAUAUUUAUGAGUGAAGAGCAAGCAUUUUGGUCACUAUGUAAUCUUUGUGACCUUUACGUUCCAGGGUACUAUUCAAAGACAAUGUAUGGAACUCUAUUAGAUCAACGAGUAUUUGAAUCAUUUGUCGAAUCUAAGAUGCCAGUAAUGUGGAAUCAUAUUGCCAAGUAUGAUAUCCAACUAUCUGUGGUAUCCUUACCUUGGUUCUUAUCUUUAUUCUUCAUUGCAAUGCCUCUUCAAUUUGCCUUCAGAAUAAUGGAUAUUUUCUUCGUGAACGGCCCGAAGACUUUGUUCCAAGUAGCGUUGGCUAUUUUGAAAGUCAAUGCAGAUGAUUUACUUGAAGUUGAUGAUGACGGUAUGUUUAUUGCCAUCUUGAAGAGUUACUUCCAAAGACUAGACGACAGCGCACACCCAGAAUCUAGCGAUGUUAAAUAUAGGCAAAUCACAAAGUUCCAGGAACUUCUUGUCGUUGCGUUCAAGGAGUUUGAUAUUAUUACAGAGGAACUUGUGGAAACAGAAAGAAACAAGUAUAAGAAGGGUAUAUUGCACGAUAUUGAAUCCUUUGCAAAGAGAACGCAACUAAGAAACGUGUCAAAGGCCGUUCAUCUCAGCCAGAAUGAAGUCUCUAACAUAUAUGACAUUUAUUACCAGAGUAUAGACUCUUACAGAAUUAGUAUGGGAACAGGUUCCUCAAAAAUGGACUUUACAUCAUUUGUUCAAUUCCUUGCAAAGAUAUGCGAUUGGUGUAAAUCAAGUUCAAGUGACCUUGACCAUAGGUUCAGGAAACAACGUAAUGAUUUUUUGAAGAGGUUGUUCAAAAGUUGGGAUAAAGGAAACUUUGGUGAGCUAACGUUGAAUGAUGUUGUCUCUGGCCUAGACAAAAUGAAGACAGAAGAUAUAAUGGAAUCCAUGAACAACUUCUUCCAGCUUUACGACGAUCAGCAGACGGGCAAAAUUCAAAGAGAACAAAUCUUGAAAAUGUCAGAAGACUUACUAUUCCUAACUGAACCAUGGAAAUCUGGUCGUUGUAUUGAUCUUCUGACCCAAACAUCGAUAGAAAACGAUAUCGCGGAAAGCAUCGUGAAGAAAAACGGCGGAAGAGUUGUUACUUUAGAGGAGAUUGAGUUACCGAAGGGCGUCGUUAUCGAUGACGAGAAAUAUAAAGCUGAACAAUCUGAAAGGUAUUUGCAUGCCGCCAGUAAUUUCUUACAAAGAUGCUUCGAAUAUGCCCAGCCAUUGGAACAAGAGGUACCCAUCGAUCUGUUAGACCUAUCUGACGAUACAGACAACGAAGAAAAGAAAAAGAACAACGAGAAGAGAUGGAAUAGUCUAAAGGCUAAUGUCGCAUUAAACCCAAAUACCCCAUGUACUCUUGAUCUGGCAACGUUCCGAAUGCUUGUCUUAGCCGAUGAAACAUAUGAGCAAUUUUUUGCUAACACCCUAAGGAACUCUAUUCACGUAGAUGAGCAGGUGAACGCGCUGGAAAGUCGCUCGAAGGCAUUGAGGAACGUAUUUGACGGAUUAAUCGCUGAUGGUAGAAGAGUUGCCAAUCAAGUACGGCGUAGAGUGGACUCUGUUGCCACUCAGCAGUCGGAAUCGCCAAGUCAAGAUAAACAAAUUGACCUAGACGACUUUAGCACUGACCAUGGCGAUGAGAGCAUGGAAUUAUUACACUCCGAUUAUAGAGAUUUAAUGGAUAUGGAUGACGACGAAAUGCACUCGGAUCAUAAAAAACUAAAUUCAUUUGAUCUAGACCAAUCUACUCACCCAGACAACCAUCAGGGGAAAAAAGAUCUGAUCGAAUUUGAGACAUAA
Molecule: messenger RNA, 2835 nt
Organism: Kluyveromyces lactis
Lineage: Eukaryota; Fungi; Ascomycota; Saccharomycetes; Saccharomycetales; Saccharomycetaceae
Gene: MDR1
Product: GTPase-activating protein MDR1
Exons: 1
Coding region: 1-2835 (944 amino acids)
Source: RefSeq, a predicted model, not a curated record